Molecule: messenger RNA, 1227 nt
Organism: Dioszegia hungarica
Lineage: Eukaryota; Fungi; Basidiomycota; Tremellomycetes; Tremellales; Bulleribasidiaceae
Product: putative Calcium:hydrogen antiporter
Exons: 11
Coding region: 1-1227 (408 amino acids)
Biological process (GO): calcium ion transmembrane transport; intracellular calcium ion homeostasis
Cellular component (GO): fungal-type vacuole membrane
Molecular function (GO): calcium:proton antiporter activity
Source: RefSeq, a predicted model, not a curated record
AUGCCGAACAACAACGAAAACGCCCCUCUGUUGGGCAACGGCCGCAAUGGCCAAUCCAGCGGAAACAAGAAGUUUGACCCCAUUGGGUCGACCCGGUACCUCCUUUUGGGGUCGUGGUUGAACGUCCUUGUGGUCUUCAUCCCGCUCGCCUUCGUCGCCGACCUUCUUCACUGGUCUGCGGCUCUCCGAUUCACCAUGUCCUUCAUGGCUAUCAUCCCGCUUGCCAAACUCCUCGGAGAUGCCACUGAGCAGCUGUCGAUGAAGCUCGGUCAGACUCUUGGUGGUCUGCUCAACGCGACCUUCGGUAACGCUGUUGAGCUUAUCGUCGCUAUUGCAGCCCUCAUGCAGAACCAGCUUCGUUUGGUCCAGAUGUCCCUCCUUGGGUCGGUCCUGUCCAACCUCCUGCUCGUUUUGGGUAUGAGCUUCUUCGCAUCUGGAUUCUACUUCUACGAGGCGACUUUCCAGAUGACUGCCGCUCAGGCCAGCUCGAGCUUGUUGACUUUGGCCUGCAUCACCCUCAUCCUGCCCGCUGCCUACCACGCGUCAGAAGUCGACAGCCUUAACGGUGUUGCCGACCUCUUCAAGUCCCUCAAGGACGGCAGCGGCGCCCCCAACCCGCCCGACGCCUCCCUCAAGGGCCUCCUCAUGCUCUCGCGCGGAACCUCCAUCAUCCUUCUCCUCACUUACAUCGGCUACCUCAUCUUCCAGCUCCGCACCCACUCGCAGCUCUUCGAGGCCGACGUCGCCGAGGGCGAGGAGGAGGAAGUCCCCGACAUGGACCCCAUCUCGUCCGGUGUCUGGCUGUGCAUCAUCACCGUCAUCACUGCUUUCGCCGCCGACGUGCUCGUGGGCAGUAUCGACGAGACAGCUCAGCAGUGGAAGAUCCCCAAGCGAUUCAUCGGGCUCAUUCUCUUGCCUUUGGUCGGGAACGCCGCGGAGCACGUCACCAGUGUCUGGAUGGCCUGCAAGGGGAAAAUGGAGCUUACGAUCGGCGUUGCUGUUGGAAGCUCGAUCCAGAUCGCUGCCGGGAUGAUCCCCCUCCUCGUUCUCAUCGCCUGGCCUCUGGGGCGAGACCUGACACUUUUCUUCGCCAACUUUGAGACGAUCACUCUGUUUGUGUCUGUCAUGCUCGUCAACCUCCUUCUGCAGGACGGUCGCGCGAACUACAUGGAGGGUGUGAUGUUGAUGGCGCUCUACCUGGUCAUUGCGCUCAGCUACCUCGUUUAA